CGGUACAGGUGAAAUAAUAUCAUUAUUCAAUUGAAUUAAUAACUGUGAUAACCAAGCGAACGAUAUAAACGAUAAAAAAAACAAUGGCUUCCAAGAUUGUUUUAGUUCUUUCUCUCCUGAUUGCAGUAGCUGUGGCAAUUCCCGCUCAGCCCGCUGGUGGUUGGCCGGGAGCGGGUGCCUGGCCGGGAGCGGGUAGUGUGAACCCAUGGAUCCCACCAUGGCUAGCCGCAUCCCCUUGGUUCCCACAGUGGACCCCGUGCACCACGAUUGGCCCCUCUUGCUUGGACUGCAACACUCGUCUAGUCUGCACCAAGAUUGGAGGCCUGCAACGUAGCUGCACUGACCCAACACUGCCCUAUUGCAACCUUGGUGAAUGCUCAGCUACACCCACUGCUGAAUGCGCUCCUUCUACACCCAUACCUGUAGUCAAUGCUUAAAAGUAUAAUGCUAAUGAGACCAACUGCCAACACGUACAUUGUACAGCUAUUGAUCAGUGAUGUGAAUGAAUUGUUACACUUAUUUUCGUUAUAGUAAAAUGUUAAAUAUACUUUUGUAAUAUUAUUUAUUGUUAUACAAGUAAUAAAACUAAUGAAAGGCAA
Molecule: messenger RNA, 599 nt
Organism: Colias croceus (clouded yellow)
Lineage: Eukaryota; Metazoa; Arthropoda; Insecta; Lepidoptera; Pieridae
Exons: 2
Coding region: 84-437 (117 amino acids)
Source: RefSeq, a predicted model, not a curated record